CAAAACUAAAACACCGUUUAUACUGUAAAAAAAAAGCAGUUCGCGGGCCAUAUAAUUCCCCUGUAUCGUUUAAAACCGAGAACAAAGGCGCGCAGUCGACCGAGCUCGCGAUGGAAGAAAAAGAAGAAGAAGAAACUACCGUAGCUUUUAAUUUCGAAUACUCGAACGAGGACGACAAUAACAACAUUGCUACCGGUACUCGAGAGAUCUGUUUGUCCGGCUGCGGCAGACCAUCCUCCGUAUGCAUCUGUGCACACCUCCCACCCACACCCCUCUUAACCUACUCCCGAAUCCUUAUCCUGCACCACCCCCACGAACUACGCCACAAGCUUUCCACCGUCCCUCUCCUCUCCAAAUGCCUCCUCAAUUUCCAAACCCUAAUCGGUCGCCGUCUCCGCCUCGGCCUCUCUCCUCUCCUCGAUUCCCUCUACCACGCCGCCGCUUCCUCUCAUCGUCCCCAUGCCCUUUUCCUCUUCCCUGGUACGGACUCCUCCCCAUCCGUCGAUCUCCACGACUGGGCCGCUGCACACCCCGUGGAGCGAACCCACGAUCUGGUUCUGAUUGUCUUUGACGGGACGUGGAAGCACGCGAAGGAGAUGGUGAGUGCCAGCCUUCCUUUCCUGUCUAAGUUUUCAAUUCAAGUUUCUUUGAAGUAUGAUGUGGGGUUUGAUGGUGAGAGCGCCUUCGAUUCGGAUCUUGUUCUGAGGAAGGAGCCGUUCCUUGGGUGCGUUAGCACGAUCGAGGCCGUCGCUCGGGCAUUGAGGAUUCUCGAGGUCGACGGGGUCGAGAUCGAGGAAUGGCUUCUUUCGGUGCUUCGAGCUGUGGCUCAGUUCCAGGCUUGUCAUUUCAAGCCCGUGAAGCCGAGGUCGAAGUUGUUAAAGAAGGGGAAACAAAAUAAAAAGAAGGACAGUGAACUUGAAUAGUUGGAUCAGUGAUUCGUGUGAGAUCCAAUUUUGUACCUGCACUUUAAUUGAGGAAAUUGUCCAAAGAAAUAUAUAUCGGCAUUCUUGAAGGAAAGAUGCCAAUUCAUCACGUUGUUACUGCAUUAAAUGUAUCUUUAUAGAUUAUCGAAUUAGGGGGAAUUCCUAUGACCA
This is a messenger RNA of Magnolia sinica, 1094 nucleotides long. RefSeq names its product tRNA-uridine aminocarboxypropyltransferase A. The coding region runs from base 111 to 923 and encodes 270 amino acids. NCBI's taxonomy places the organism in Eukaryota, Viridiplantae, Streptophyta, Magnoliopsida, Magnoliales, Magnoliaceae. The record is from RefSeq and is a predicted model, not a curated record. The transcript has a single exon.